ACUCUACUACGAGGUGGGCCUCUCUCUCUCUCUCCGCUGGUCGCUGUAAAUGUCGGCGAAACCGCUCGAUUGCGCCAACCCGGUGUGCGGCUCGAAGCUUGACCUGUUCAGCAAAGCGCUGCGCGCGUCGUCCUCGUCUGCGUCCGCGGCGGAGGAGGCUCCGCGCGCGUGUCCCGUGGACCGCGACGAGCUCGGCCGCGCAACGUGGGCGCUGCUGCACACCACGGCCGCUUACUUCCCCGAGACGCCGAGCGCCGCGGAUCGGGCCGGCGCGGCGGACCUCGUGCGCGGCCUCGCGGCGUCGUACCCGUGCGAGCACUGCCGCGCGGACUUCCGCGUCGCAGUCGCCGCCGCGCCGCCCGACCUCAGCUCGCGCGCCGCGUUCGCCGCGUGGGCCUGUCGCCAGUCGGCGCGCCGGCGUCCGCCGCCCCCCUUGACGUCACGCCGCAACCCCGUGCGCAGACACAACGUCGUCAACGCGAAGCUCGGCAAAGUGAUCUUCGACUGCGACGCCGCAUCGUUGGACCGACGGUGGCGCGUCGGCGAUCCGGGCUGCUGGCCCGCGGGCGAUGCGACCGCCGCGGAGAGCCUCGGCCGCGAUUGAGGACGCAGAUGAAGAGGUGGAACAUUGUGGGCUGUAGCUCCAUGCUAUCGCGCGACGCGAGUCGAAGACUCGGCCGGGCUCGUGGCAAUGCCAAACCGAAGCGUUGAAUCUGAGCAGAGCUUCAAUACGAUACUAUCGGAGUGAAGGCGACCGGGCUGGGAACGUUGGCCCGGGUAGACGUAUCCUAAGGACGCUCGGAGCCUCCGACAUUGUUUACUAGGGAGGUAUCUUGGCCUGCCAGUGCCAUGUUUUGAAUUUUGCCCCGAAGCUCAGAGGGGAGAUCAAGGUCGAUUUGACUUUUGAAACAAAAUCCCGAGUCGGAAAUCGUUUGUUCAGAAAUUGAACCCCAGGCGGUUUGUGAUGGAGUGCCAAAAGCAUUGUGCACCGCGCCACGAAACGCGACUGGCGCGACGUUCGCGUUCCACUACGAGCUCGCAGAAUUGUCAGAUCCUAACAUAGCCGGUUUAAUCGGGCCCAGUGCCCGGCCUCAGGCUCGUAAACCAGCUUAAUUCGAGCAAUACGGCCGGGAUCUUGAUUCGGCGCCCCAUGGUUAGGCGAACUCGAAGAAUCCUCCGGGUCGGCAGCGUACUAUGUAAACACUGUUAAAACACAACAGGCC
Messenger RNA from Pelagomonas calceolata, 1223 nucleotides. The record is from the annotation of a GenBank genome assembly. NCBI's taxonomy places the organism in Eukaryota, Pelagophyceae, Pelagomonadales, Pelagomonadaceae.